Molecule: messenger RNA, 2591 nt
Organism: Misgurnus anguillicaudatus (oriental weatherfish)
Lineage: Eukaryota; Metazoa; Chordata; Actinopteri; Cypriniformes; Cobitidae
Product: gamma-aminobutyric acid receptor subunit rho-1
Biological process (GO): monoatomic ion transmembrane transport
Cellular component (GO): membrane
Molecular function (GO): transmembrane signaling receptor activity; extracellular ligand-gated monoatomic ion channel activity
Source: RefSeq, a predicted model, not a curated record
AAAUAAUAACUAUAAUAACUACUCACGAACGAUUGAAAAGGUUCCCAUAACGUUAUUUUUUAAGGUUUGUUUUUGGUUAGCCAGGAAAGUUUUCUUUACGGAAAUAGAACGUUAUUUUUAGGUUAUAACAACGUUAUGGAAACGUUAUUUUAUGGUUCCAAAAAAAUAACCAAAAAUAACCAUUAAAGAACGUUGUGUAUAAGUUAUUUUUAGGUUAUUUAAAAAUAACCACCCUGCAACGUUAUGGGAACGUUAUUUUAUGGUUGCAAAAAAAAAGAUAACCAAAAACUAACGUUAGGGUAACGUUCUGUGUUUGCUGGGUCUCUAUAGGCCACACAAGACAUUUUUGCAUUAAAAAAUGUCUUUUUAUUUUGUCAUAUACUGGGAUGGGUACAUUAUGAAAGAGUUUUUAUUUUUAUACGGUAUGCAAUUUUCUAAACUAUUACUUUAUAUGUAAUCUAUUUAAGUUUCUGUGAUUUUUUUGACCCUUGGCAACCAUUUGCUUAAUAAUUUUAUGAAAAUAACAGAUUGGUUUGAACCCUAUAGACAAUAAUUUUACCAUUAUUAUUGCUAAUCUUAUGAAAAAAUCUGCAAUUUUCCAUGCAUUUCAUAAUACAGUUAUUAUAUUCAACGUAUAAUUUGUCUGUCUGCACAUCUUCCAGAUGACUGACCUCAGUAUGAGAGCACAUGUAACAUUAAGAGAAUUGCUUUAGGGUGGUACAUGGCUGUCAGAGCAACACUGGAGGAUCAAAACUGUGCCAUCUGAUGCUCAGGGAUUUAUGGGUUUAGGCAAAAUUGCUUUUCCCAGUGUGGAGAUUAAGCUGUGUAGGAUGUUGACGGGGUAGAUCCCUGCAUUCUUUCUUGGCUUCACUACUAAACAAAUAAUGUCCAGAGAGCGAUGUUUGGUGGCUUGCAUGGGUUUUAAAGUGUCCGGAAACUAAACAUUGGGGUGUUUGUGCUAUGAGCACCACCAUGCAGCUGGAAACUUUACUUCUCUUGUUUGUUUGUAUCGGUCUGGUGAGCACUGCAGGACAAUUAACCCUUAAGAGAGGUCAGAAACUGGAUACCUACAAGCAAAGCAGAUUACAGAGAGAAACGAUUGUGAAUGGACCGAGUCAGAAGUCUGGCAGCCCAAUCUUCAGAAGAAGUCCAGACAUGACAAAAUCUCCUAUGACCAAAUCCGAGCAGCUGUUGAGAAUCGAUGAUCACGAUUUCACGAUGAGACCGGCGUUUGGAGGACCUCCAAUACCUGUAGGUGUAGACGUUCAGGUGGAAAGUCUUGAUACCAUCUCUGAAGUUGAUAUGGAUUUUACUAUGACGUUAUAUCUGAGACAUUACUGGAAAGACGAGCGUUUGUCUUUCCCCAGCACCAACAAUCAGAGCAUGACGUUCGACAGCCGUCUGGUAAAGAAGAUCUGGGUGCCCGACAUGUUCUUUGUUCAUUCCAAACGCUCUUUUAUUCACGACACGACAACAGACAACGUGAUGUUACGAGUUUAUCCUGAUGGAAAUGUCCUGUACAGUCUCAGAGUCACCGUCACGGCCAUGUGCAACAUGGAUCUGAGUCGAUUUCCUCUGGAUACACAGACGUGCUCUUUAGAGAUCGAGAGCUAUGCGUACACCGACGAUGACCUCAUGCUGUACUGGAAGAAAGGCAACGAGUCUUUGAACACAGACGACCGAAUUUCUCUUUCUCAGUUUCUCAUCCAGAAGUUUCACACCACAACUAAACUUGCAUUCUACAGCAGUACAGGCUGGUAUAAUCGUCUCUACAUACAUUUCACACUCCGUCGACACAUCUUCUUCUUCCUGCUUCAGACGUAUUUCCCAGCGACGCUCAUGGUCAUGUUGUCCUGGGUGUCUUUCUGGAUUGAUCGCAGGGCUGUGCCUGCCCGAGUUCCUCUGGGCAUCACAACAGUUCUUACGAUGUCUACCAUCAUCACAGGAGUGAACGCCUCCAUGCCCAGAGUGUCAUACAUCAAAGCUGUUGACAUUUACCUGUGGGUCAGCUUCGUCUUCGUCUUCCUCUCUGUUAUCGAGUACGCGGCUGUGAAUUAUCUCACAACGGUGCAGGAGCGCAAAGAGAGGAAACUCAGAAAUCAAUUACCAUGCACGUGUGGAAUAGCUAACCCUGAUGAAGAUAUUAUGAUGACCACGUGCUACAACGACGGGGACCCCAACACGAUGGGAAGUUACGGGAUGCCAGAGAACGGAGGUCGACCGGAGAGGAUCGUGGCUCAGCUGACGCGGGCUGACAGUCAGAGGACGGGCCGAGUCAAAUCCACUCGGGGUUACGUCAACAUUUGGAUAGACACUCACGCUAUAGACAAAUACUCUCGAGUGAUCUUUCCUGGAGCUUACACGCUCUUCAACAUCAUCUACUGGUCAAUCUAUUCCUAACUACUAUAACAUCACUCCAUCUGAAGAGAUUAUAAAGAUAUAAAUACACAAGAACUAUUAUUAGAGAACAUAUCUCUGCCUUUAUUUGAUUCAGAACUCUUUUAUAUCUCUGUGUGUUGUAUGCUUUUAUUAUGUAACAAUGUCUAACCACCAAUGUUUACAGAAAUAAACAGCAAACAAUUUCCAAAUAA